Molecule: messenger RNA, 297 nt
Organism: Aspergillus steynii IBT 23096
Lineage: Eukaryota; Fungi; Ascomycota; Eurotiomycetes; Eurotiales; Aspergillaceae
Exons: 1
Source: RefSeq, a predicted model, not a curated record
AGGCGUAAUGGAUCUAGAAUGCGACAAGCAACUCUCGGUCCCGUCCAUGCGACUGUGCUACGAGGACGAUGGCACUACCUGGAGCAUUCAUGGUGGGCUGAGGAAGAGGGUUAUGCGUUUGAGCCACCAGGUGACAUUCAUAAAUUGGAGGUUCUGGAGGUGGAGGAGAUUUAUACCUUGUCUCAUGCUACGGGGGCGUAUAUUUAUGCGGAUGUUGAUGGGGCGCCGAUGGAGGUGGAGGAUGUUUUUAGUAAGUUGGAAGAGGCUAGGAAGCAUUAUGAACGGGUUGGAUUAGGG